AAAAGUCGUUCUCGAAUACUUUUACUUUGUAUAGUUUUCUUCCUUACCUUACGGUGUGGUUGGCCGAUAUAUCAUUCCCUGAAUCAAUAUCAUUUUCUGUAUUUUUGUGAAUUCCAUUUUUCGAAAUUAUUAUAGUAUUAAAACAUUAUUUUUUUUUUUUAGUUCAAAAAACAGUUCCGAAAUGUAAGAGUAAUCGAUUACUUUUCGAUUAUUACUCGUCUGCAGAAUUGAAACCGACGUGUUUCGAGAUUGUUAUAAAGUGACAGGGAUUGAAAUAUUCCUAUUAUUUGAAAUAUUGAGGUGUGUUAUAGAAAACCUAAUUUCCGGCUUCCAGAUAGUUUUCAGUGAUUAAAAGACUGUAGGUUUGCAAUUUUCUACUCUCUCGGGCUUACUUGUCUGUAAAUUAUUGAACCAUUUAUAACGUAACUUUAUAACCAAAAAAAUUGAAGGAUAUCUAAAAGUAGUUGGAUGAUAGUCGCACAGGAAUUCUUAAAAACAAUGGAUAUUUUUAAAGCUACGGUGCUAUAUUUAACUGUUGUUACUUUUGCAAUUGUUGAUGGACAGAGUUAUCGUGCUGGUGUGGUGCUAUACAAACCAAAUCCAUCCAUAUAUGCUACUCCGGAUGAACAAUUAAAAGAUAAUUUGAAUCUUACAGUACAAAUAAUGAAUGCCAAUAAAAACGAGUCCGACAUUUUUAUACUUCCUGAAUAUGCACUUACAAAUAUAAAAGCCGAAUUUGAAUCGGCGAGGGUUCUAAAAUCGUUUAGUGUGAAUAUUGGCAAAGUUGGAGAUAUGUUAUGCACUACCAAUGGUACAGUAUCAGAGCAAAAUUUAGCAAUUUUAGCGUGUGCAGCAAAAAAUAACUAUUACAUUGUAGCUAAUCUAAUAGAAGAAGAUAAUAACACCUAUUUUUCCACUGACAUUGUAAUUGAUCCGAAUGGUGUGUUAAAUUCGAAAUGCAGGAAAUAUCACAUUGUUAAUGGUACAAAUUUUGAAAGAGGUCCAAGUGCUAAUCCUUGCACUUUUACUGCUACUUUUCAAAAUCAGUCUGUGGUGUUUGCGCUGUUAUAUGGAACCGACUUAGUUUAUGGGAUCCCAGAUGCAUCAAAAUCUGAUAACGUUAUUGUUACAGCAGCAACUAAGAAUAACCUACCUUUGAAUAUCAGUGUAAGUUUGAGUCAAGGAUUUGCAAUUUCUAACGGAGUUAAUUUAAUAGUAGCAGAUUAUAAUGACGUGGAGUUAAAUUACGGAGGAUCUGGUGUAUUUUACAGUAAUGGUACCAGUGUGAUUGCUUUUAAUGCCGCCAAUGUUCCUAAUGGCAACGCCAUCGGAGGAAUUUUAAUUAAAGAAAUUCCAAUAAAACCAAUGUCAUCAUCUUCGAUAAUAAAUGUUAAAUCUACAAUAUUUGGUGAAAUACCAAAAAUGAAUUUGGAAUACAUUAACUUACCGACAACGUUUAAUCAAACAAUUGUAGAAGGAAAACAUUGUAUUGAUAAAAGAUGUUGUAACUUCAAGGCUGAAUUAUCUGCAGAUUCCAUAGCACCUUACCAGUGGAUUAUACUACAGAAUAAGACGAAUAUUUUGACGCAGGAAGCUGACAUCUUUUUCUGCGGUCUUGUUGUAUCAUCUGCCAGUUCACCCAAGUUGACGUUUAAAAAUUUAACAAUAUCUGUGGACGAUAAACAACCAGACGUUGCCCAGACUCUACCAAUUGCCUUAAAUCAAAAUUUUCUACCAACAAACUUUCAAUUCAAUAAAGUCGCUCGUACAAUUACAUUCGAUAAAGAAAAUAAUAUUGUUGUCUUAUUUGGUAUAAUGGAAAUUUUAGGUUCUCCAAAUAUCGGUACUAAUACAGCUUUCAUUGUUAUAAUAGUACUACUUGUACUAGCUUUGGUUGCUUUAUUGGUUGCGUUUUUGGUAUGGAGAAAACGACAAGCUAAAAAUAGACGCAAUUUUUAGAUUAUCAAGCAGUAAUAGGCGAUUUAAAUACAUAAAUCUGCUUCUAAUUCUUGGGGUACACGAGGUCCCGGCAGGGCGACGCGAAGCGAGCGUCAUCUAUUGACAACCAGGCGUCGGCCAUGUUGUGGAUGCAAGAAUAGAGGACAUACCGGGGCAUUGCUAGUGAUUAUUAUUCAAUGAAGUAUAGCUUUUUGACUCAUCAGAAGAAUGUUAGGAGUGUGAAAGUGAUGUAAAAAAAGCACUAAUGGUAAUAGUGCUUGGUACUAUCCUUCGCACUCACAAAGAAGAUGUUCGGCGGUAUUCUUUGGUUCUUUACAGAAGCAAUAAGAGCUGUCGAGAGUUUAUCCGAUGUUUUUCAGGUGGUAGUUCAUCGCUUUUCGGCCUCUGGCGAAAAUCAAAGUUUAAUAACAAAAUGGGCCACACAGUAGACAAGACCCUACUCGCUCCAGGCGAAAACUCGACAUCGUAGCCACUUUUCUUCUGCCCCGGCUGGAUUUCAUGAUGCAAGGGGCUAACUUACAAAAGGAAGCUGAAAACGAAAUCAAGAGGACAAGAAAAAUAAGGUUCCAUUUACCAUGGAGGGGGAACGUCGAACUAGUAUAUCCCCUUGCGCAGACAGGGGGACGUCUGAUACUCUAGGGGGACUUGAAAUGUUUUCCGUCAAUUUAGGCUUUUGAAAAGACUAAAAACGAAAUUUGGCGUUUGAUAGCAUUUAAUAUACAUGAGUGGUCGGAUAGUUAACUUAUUUUUUAGUCUUUCUGUCCUAUAAAUACAGUUCACUACAGCGUAGAUCAUCAUCUUUCAGUAAUUCUUCAAAAGAAUUGAAGAACAAAGGUAUGAUGUUAUGAUCACCCUGGUCUGUUUACGAAAAACGCAUCAACAAUAUUUCCAACGCCCAGUUGUCGUAUUUGAACGCUAGAUGACGCUCGCGUCACAGGGGCAAAAAAUGCAACCCGCAUGACACGUGAAACCCAAGAAUUUUCGGAUUAUAAAUAGUGGAAUGAAGUUAGAGAAAUAAAUUAUUAAUAUUGCAGGUUCCUUGUGUCCCAAUAGGUAUUUUAACAAAGGAGUUUUUGAAUAUAAUAGGGCAUUUUUUUCUUUACUUAGUGCAGAUUCCUCGAUAUCUGUUAUCUUUUUUUGUAAUCAUAAAAUCUCAUUUUAUACCUUCUAUACAUUAUUGAUUGGACUAAACAAAGUCGACAAAUAUAAUUUUCUAAAAAAUUGAUUGGUAGUAGUUUUCCGAUAUUUUGAUUUUGCAUAUAAUAUUUUCAGGUAUCUAUGACUUUAACUCGUGAAGACCGAGAUUUUUUUUCAUUUAUCUUCUGUAAUAUAAAGUUUGUUAUUAGCUAAAUAUAAUAUUUAUAACAUUAUUCAAUAUAUUCAAAAUUACGAAAAAUAAUGGUGAAGUCAGAGCUCUUAAUAUAAAUAUUUAGAGGUGGUAUUGAUUUUCCAUUCAAAUUACACGGGAAAUUGUUUUUUUUUUUUUUAAUUUUAUUGUAUAUCAACGAAUUAUUGUGUAGUAAAAAGAAAUUGAUAUUUUUAUAUGAAAUUAAACGGUCUACAAAAAAGGUCUGAAAUAGUUUUUCGCUAAGUCAACUCGGUUAAAGAUUAUUUGCAGUUGAAGUUCAACCUAAAAUAAUAUAUGAUGACUUUCACAAUCUUUUAUAGUUCUCUACAAAAAAAUGUCUUAUUGACAUAAAGACAACAUAUUUUCCGUGAUUUUUCUCAUUUUUACUGUUUUGGUAGUGACAACCACCUCCAAGGUUUUAGUGUAUAGUGGCAUAAUAUUGAAAAUGAUCCUUGGAAUAUUCCCUACCUUCUGUGAAAAUUUCAAGUAAAUCCAGGCAAGAUGAAAAAAUUGCGAGUCAAAAUGCUGCAUCCUGGACUAUGUGUACUUAUGCUCGUUUCCUUUUUAUUUUCUAUAUUUGUCUAACCGAAGUUACUGAAAUAAUUUUUCAUCAAGUUUUUUUUGUUAUUAGGAAAAUAUUUUGUAUAAUAAUUAAUUCCCUGUUAGAUAACACUUUAGAAUUUCCUUUAAAGUGCACUUAUGAAACUAUUGAGAUACAUUAUAUAUUUUUCCCUGAAUAGGCCAAAGAGUUACACAUAUUAUUUUCUAAAAAAAAAUGACGCCACUAUUUCUACUCCGAUCUACUAAUUUAUAUUUCUAUGUGUCAUAACUUUUUCUGCUUCUUAAGACUUUGGGUUUAUCAGGUUUUAACUGGUAAAUCAAACUAACAGUGAAUCUACAGUUAUAGGAACUUUGAAAUGUAUAAUAUUUGUUCUAAAAAUUGCGGGUGAAAAUUUUUUUAAAUAUUCUCAUUAUGGGAUGGCGCUACUUAAAAAGAAAAUAACAUCAAAAAAAAUUGAAUAAAAUAGAGCCUCAUUCCCACUUUAAAAAUAAUUUCCUCAUUUUCAUUUUGUGCUUGCCGUUUUGAAAAUAUUUGUCUAUUGGUGCAAAACCAAUAAUAAAUAUUUUAUCAUAAUUUCUUUGAAAACAUAUUUCAUUAUUUCACAAAGUUUUUCUUUAUAAUCUAACAAACUAAAAAUGAAAUUAAUCAGCAACAUUAUCGGUCAUAAAAACAUUCAAAAUCAUGCACCACUGGUACAGCGGGAUCUCAAUUUAUGUAAUUCUAAUAUAAUUUUGUAGGGUUCUGAUUUCACGAGUUGUCAAGGGUAUUACUUAUAAUGAAACAAUUUUUAUUUAAGAGAACUUUGUGGAAAUAUAAACGAAAGAAUAUAAUGGUUUGCAAGACAUUUAAGUUUCAGUUCUUCACAUGUUUAAGCAAAUGGUCUUUUCCAGAAACUGUAUGUCUUUCAAGUCACAUUUCCAGACUUAAAAACCUUUUAAAACGUCGUCUAAGUAACUGACUUUCGUGCACUUCUCUAAUUAUUAUUCGAUACUUUUUAAAAUGGUUUCGCUGCUAUGUCGCCAGCUAACACGAACGUUGAUGUGUAUACUUAGGGAUGUUAAAAUAUUAGCAAUAAACAAAAACGAAAAAGAUAAACAAGUAAAAAAUGAAAUAGUCUCAAACUAGCAAAUUACAAAAAUAUUUAUUUAUGUCUUUUCUACCCUUACGGGUAUAAGACGUGGGAUUCAGUUUCUUUUUGCAUUUGUCUGGUAAUUUCGUCCCUCUGUUCUCAGGUAAUUUGUAAUAUUGUUUUUAUUUUGUUUUAUGUAUUUUUCCUAUAUUCAAUAUAUUAUAUCAAAUACUUUUAUGGUUCAAUAUUCAAAAUAUGAAAAGAGUGUUAUCCAGUUCUGUUGAAAUGGAAUCGUUAUUCUCAUACCGGUUGCUGCAACCAGAUAUUUUUGAAAAGGUUAAGAAUGUUUUCGUGAGCAUAUGUCGGAAAGAGACAACUAGUACAUCAUCUGGUCUUAGUGACUUUUUUUUCCGACUGGAAAGAGAUUUUUCAUUCUGAAUAUAUAAAGAUUGAAACAGAUUGAGGCGUCAAUUUUUACCUGUUAUUUUAAAUUAAUUUUAUAUCAAAAAUCCUAAAAACAACACUAUUCGUCACGAAAAAUCUAAAAAUUCACUUUUUUCCAAACGACAAAAUGAAAAUUUGAUCAUUUUCCUUAUUUUUUCAUUAUUUAAACAGCUUCACUAAAAAGAUCAUUUAUUAUAGAAUGUUUAUGUAAUAAUAAUGUAGCUGACUAAUUCCAAUUUUAUUUUUUUCGAUUAUAGUAUGAGUUUUUAGUUUAUAAAUAUAAUUAAAAUGUGUAUUACAGUUUUUCUAUUUUACUAAGUGGAAAAAAUGCUUUUACCAAAAAGUUUAUUGAAAGAAUUUCUUGAUUUUUUUAAUUACCUUCUAUAUGGACCGAUUAAUAAUGGUAAAUAUUUAACUGUUGAUGUUUGAGGUAUUCAAAAAUUCGUUAAAUUUUGUUUCUGAGUAUAGCUCGUCUGACAAAAGUAACUGAUACGUCUUGUUGCUGUGCCUUGUAUAAAAGCAGUUAUUUUUUUAAAUGAAUUGGAUGUCAAAUUUUUUAUAAUCUAUAGAUACGCUUUGAAGUAUAUUAAAACUGAUAAGCAUUUAAAUAUUUCCAAAUAUUACUAUUUACUCUUGUUUAGAGUUGAUUUUAUAAUAAUAAUAAGCAUGUUGUAUAUUGUUCAAAGCAGUUGAAAAUGAUUUAAAUCCCUCCUUAAACUCAUGGAAAGCCGGGAAUGGAUGUUUGUAGUGACAAAUGGACUCAUUCAUACACUUUUCAGUCAAAUGAAAAUAACAAGUGCCCUGAAAUCGGUUGAAUGGGUUAUCUAUGAGCUCUUUUGAGCGAUCAGCAAAUAUUAAAUGAUAAAUCCCAAAAAUGCUUUUUAGAAUCGAUAACAGAUAAUAUUCAAAAACCCGAGCCUUUUAAAGCUAUCCCCGAUCAACUAUCCGUAAAUAAUCACUAGCUGAAAAAUUGUCAUAAGUGUCCAUUUUAUUCCGUUAAUUAUUUUUAAAAAACGGGUAUCCCGUUAACUUGACCCCUUUUCACAAUAACUGCAUAGACAAUUGCCCUUCAAGAAAAUAACGUGCCGUGGCAAUUAUCUAUGUAAUUAGUUUUAGUUAUAUUUUUAGAUUAUUAUAUAAAGGAGUGUAAUAGUUUAAAAAAAAAAUAAUUAACGGCGAAAUCUGGGAAUUUCACGGCCUAAAAAUGGCCGUUUUUGAGCUUGUCAUAAAUCAUUUUUCUCGGCGUCUCCAUCCCCUCAUACCUAGCUCCCGAAGAUCCUCUUCUGCCAGUACACUUUGUGCACCCCCGCUCCUCAGACAUACGCUCCAAGUGGUCUAGCCAUGUGAGUUUGGCCCUCUUGACUUCUGUCACCCUGGCUGGGGUCUUCAUAGAGCCGGUAUAAAUCGGUGUUUAUACGGCUGCGCCACACGAUCUUCUCGCACACAGGUUCAUAUAUUCGGCCUAAGAUCUUUCACUCCCACGUGUUUAGCAGCCGCUCCUCGCGUGACUUUAGUAGUCGUUGGUCACUGGAGUAUGCUCUAUUCCCCGAUUUCACACGUUCUCGUAUUUCCAUAAAGUUGUUAUUAUUUUCGGUCACUAGUGAUCCUAGAUUGAGUCACCACCCGAUAGAUAUUAGAUUGAAAAAAAAUCAUGAUAAUUAUCUCGAAAAAAAAAUAUAAUUUUAAGGUGAUUCGUGAAUCUCUGUAUUCGAUAUUUUUAGAAUAUUUUCUCGUUUGUUAUAAUUUUGUUAUUAUUAUUAGAAUUCUAACAUUAUUAAUCAGUUGAUUUUAUUAAGUAUUUACAUUUUAUAUUAAGCUUAUGCUACUUAAAAUCAAUGUGAUAAAUUUUCUGUUUAAAUUAUUGAUAGCGAAGAUACCAAAAAUUUAAUAUAAUUUUAUUGUAAGCACGCAAAGUUGUUUAAAUUAUUUUUGUAUUGUAGCACUUAUUGUGUGACAUAAAUAAAGUAUGAUGUUAUACAA
Molecule: messenger RNA, 7362 nt
Organism: Diorhabda sublineata
Lineage: Eukaryota; Metazoa; Arthropoda; Insecta; Coleoptera; Chrysomelidae
Exons: 9
Coding region: 469-1959 (496 amino acids)
Source: RefSeq, a predicted model, not a curated record